AUGUUAAUUAAAACGUUAAGUAAUGAACAAAAAUUCAUCAUCAAGAAAAAAGAUCAUCUGUCAGUAGAAAAUGUGUCUCUCCUAAACUCUGAUCAAGGAAGAGUUCAAUUAAAAAUGUUAGAACAAACGUUUGACAUUUAUAAUGAGUUGUAGCAAUUCAUUUUGACUGCUAAUGAGGAUAAAAUUGAUACUUUCAUAGAUAGGCUGAAAGAAGUAAGUGACAUAUUUGCACAUACUAAAUCAAUUUUAUUAACGCACAUAUACAGAGCAGAAGAACAUAUUAAAGCCAAAACAUAUCCAUAUGAAAACAAUGUACAUAAAUUGAUAAAACUUCCACCCAUUAAUAUGCCUACAUUGGACGGCAAGUUUGAAAAAUGGUACUCAAACCGUGAUAAAUUUAUGCCAAUAGUUCAUAAUAAUAAAAUUAUUGAUUAUGUGCAUAGAAUGUAUUACUUGAAAACCAGCCUACAAGCAGUGGAAGUCAUAGCAACUCUAUCGUCAACUGCUUUUAACUUUAAAGACGCAUGGUAGCAUCCAGCUAGAUGGCUAACAUUUAUCUCAAAUAGAGUAGGACAGAUCCAAAACUUGAUGCCAUCAGCGGUUUUGAUGGUUAGGGUGAAACCCUUCACCAAGUUUACAAUUGCUAAGCCAUCAUUCUAAUCUGGUUAUUAAAAAUUGUGUCUAAUAUUAUUCGUUUUUUUAGGAACUGUAGACCUAGGGCUAGCCGGGCCAUCAUAGCUGUGCUGAGAGUGAAAGGCGUCAAGUAAUGAAGUAUUGAAUAUAUAUAGUGCAAGGAGCAGAGUUUAUCAUGGAUCUAACCUCCCUGAGACAACAGAAUGUAAAGACUAAUAGCCAAUUUCCUGGUUUGAACCCCUUUAUAGAUAAAAAGGGAAUAUUAAGAGUAGGUGGUCGUUUCAAACAUUCAGAUUUGACCUAUGAUAUGAAACAUCCAAUUAUUCAGCUGAAAAAUUACUCCACUAUAGUAAUCAUCAGCCAAGAAUACAUACAUAACAUGGAAAUUCAUACCACCUGCUUCGCUUUAUCAUGGAAGUUUGUGGGAAUCAAAUGUAAAGUCUGCCAAGGAAAAUCCUGAAAGUUACAGGAGACAUGUCCUUUACUGCAGAGGAGUUAAACACCUUAUUUUGUCAAAUUAAAGUGAUUUUAAACUCCAGACCACUUCAAGCUGUCUCCAUGGAUAUCACUGAUUAUUCAGCUUCAACUCCUAGACAUUUCCUUAUAGGAAGAUCACUUCUAGCCUUAUCUGAAUUAGAAUUAGCAAAUGUUCUUAUAAAUCCUUUGACCAGGAGGAACCUCAUACAGCAGCUUCAACCGGGAUUCUGGAAAUGGUGGACAUCCGAAUAUUUAUGUUCUUUACAGAACAUGUGGUGAUCUACUCAACCCAAUCUACAAGUGGGCGACCCUGUUGUAGUCAAGGACAUAAAGACUUCACCAACCUAAAUCACUCAUCUACUUCCAUGUAUAAGCGAUGGCCAAGUAAGAGUGGUUCAAAUACUGCUGUAGCUGAGCUAACAAGGUCCAUCAAAAAAUUAAUUAAGUUAAGUAAGAAGAUGACUUGCAGAACUAGAAAUGUUACAAUCUGUCCAAAGUAUAAUUUUAUCUAGUGCAUGUAAAAUGGCUGGUUGAAGUUCUUCAAAUAAUAUAACUGCAUCAUGGCGGUUGACCCAUCGAGUUGCACAUAGAUUUUUUAGUUUAGUUAAACCGAUUAGUCUAUGGAUAUACUUCUUUUAUUGACAAUUGCAAAAUAAUUUGUCUUUUUGGAUAACCGAAAGUGAUAACCGAUAACCAUAAAGCUACAUAUUAUAAUAUACACACUACACUGGACUGGACAUGUAUAUUAUUAAUUUUUAUUAUUUGUGUAAACUGCUAAAUGUAAUAACACUUUAUUCUUUUUUCAAAUUAUAAAUAUUUUUUUAAUUUCGAAGACAUUUCAGGGAGAGGGGAUGAUUGCAACUCCCUAACCUCCCUGUAUACGCCACUGAAUAUAUAGCAAUGGUUCUCAACCUUUUUUGUAUGACGACACCCUAAUUUAGAUCCAUACAAAUUACACAUUUAAAAUAAUAAAAUCAAUGAAAUGUACAUACAUACCUACGCAAUGCCAAUUUUCUUGUUUUUCUUAUCUUUGGGUUUUAACAUACUGUAAUAAUUAUGCCAUACAUUUAUUCUAUGAAAACCUAUAGUAUAAACAGUAAAAUAUAAACAACAUUUUUGGUGACGCAUAUCACAGGAAUACAGGACAGAGAACCACUGUUAUAUUGGUUUAUUUAUUUAUUUUUUUAAACUGUAGUCUUAGAUAAAUCAUGUCCAAUAAAAUGUAAAUACCUAGUAAUUAAGCAUUUACAAUAUGUUCUAAUGAAUUUUUAAAAUUAAAUUUGCUUUUGAUUAGUCAUUAUUGAGAUAUGAGUGAAAUAAUUAAAUAUAGUUUAAUUGAAUUUUUAAUGUUGUUACAGGAGAAGAGUGUUUCUUGGCUUAAAACACAUUUCAAAUGAAACUAGGGGAUUGAAAUUUUGUUUAUGUAUAGUGUUAGCUAACAUCAACAAUAUGUUUUAUUAAUAUAUGUAUAAAAUAUAUUAAUUAAUUAUAUUAUAAUAAUAAUAUUUUCCCAUUAUAAUUCUUACAAUAUUUAUUUGAUUGCAAAUUAUAUAAAUUAAAUUUAUGAAAUUCCAGUGGCCCCAGCUUGACAUAUAACAACUUUAAUAUUAUAAUUUCCACAAAUUUUUAAUAAACUUAAUCGGCUAAUUAUAAUAAAAAUGAACAGGUAUAGGUGUAAACCUAUAAUAGUAAACCAAUAAUAGCUGUAUCGUGUAUAGGCAUGGGCAUAAUGAGGAUACAAUAGUAAAAAAUCUACUGGCUGAUAAUAAAUCAAGCAGUUUCAUACAGUCUACAUUACACAGAAUUGUUAUUGAAGAUGUAAUAAUUACCCAAAAGCUACUGGGCUCAGCAGUAAUUAAAUUUGUUGUUCAAGAUACACAGUCAGUUAAUAUUGUUGACAAGCCAGUAUUUUUGAAUUUAAUUAGGUUGGGACUACAAAAAACAUUAACUGUUAUGUGUUCAAAAAUAUUAAAAACACAAUUAAACUCUGAAGCUAAUGCAAUGGUAUAUAAUAUUACUAAAACACUGUCAAAUAUUGAAUAUAUAUUAGAAACUGCAGAUUGUUGGACCCAAGGUAAAAAAUCUAACCUUGGCAUAACAGCCCAUUGGAUUAAUAUAACAACAUUAGUUAGAGAAUGAACAUCAUUAGCUUGCACAGUGAUAAAAGGUAGGAAUACUUUUGAUGUAACAGCCAAAGAAACAACAACUGAUUAUAGUAGCAAUUUUGUAAAAGCAUUUAGGGUUAUUGGAAUUGAUAAAAAUGAUGAGGAAAACUUAUUCGAUGAAGAUUAG
This is a messenger RNA of Cinara cedri, 3402 nucleotides long. NCBI's taxonomy places the organism in Eukaryota, Metazoa, Arthropoda, Insecta, Hemiptera, Aphididae. The record is from the annotation of a GenBank genome assembly.